UUCUGACAAUUUUUGUGUGCAUUUUGGCCGCUAAUUUCAGCUUUUUCUUUCUAGUACAGAAUUCAGAUUCUUGUUUUUAAGUGUAAUACAUACAUCCUUUGUAAUAAGCAUUAAAUCAUUGGGUCAGCCCCACUGCUUAAUGCAGUUUUGUGUUCCUCACUAAUGGCUAAGACUGCUAGCAAUUUCGGUGGACGCAAUGUGCUUCAUUGCACUGUCGACUCAGCCUCACUUCCGGUCUGUGCUCAGUCCUUUGCAGUUUUUAUCAUGUCUUCAGAGUAAAUUUGAUAGGCACAGGAAGUGUCAUUAGACAUUGAACCGAGAGUCAACAAAAAGGAACUCUUCUUCUAAGAAUGGUACAUCACUACCCCCCCUCCCGAUUUUAUACCAUAUGAACUAACGCUGGUGGAAAAGAUGUUUGCUUGUUUCCUUCUCUACUAGCCUUCUCACGCUGCAUUGCAGAAAUAACAGCACAUACACACACACGUUUUUUCUCAACAGGAAAAAAAAUGAAUUGCACACAUUGGCAGCGUAAUUAUUGAUGUCUUCAUCCAUUCACUGCCUACCAGAACGUUAAGAAUUGCCCCCAUCUCUAAAAGUCACAUUUUGCAUGGCUACUAGUUUAGUGUAUUUAUGGUGCAUGAGUCACUGAGCUUUCUCCUGAUUGGCUGGAAAUUAAACACCCCUGGGACUGUCAGUCAGUUACAGCCAUUCUCAGCUUCAUUCACAGAUUUAUUUCGCUUGCACACAGGGAAAUUCAUUCAGAAAACUUCAUUCAUAAAAAUUGCAACAUUCUCUUUCUUUUAAUCUUCCAUACAAAUAAGCUACCAUGACCUGGCUACUGAGGAAAACCUACGGAUGACUCGAAAGGCUGCUGGAGAUGCUUCGCUGUAAUAUUUCCACUGACUGAUGAUGAAUCUGAAGUCCAAUUGUGCCGGAUCAUAAAUCUACGAGGAGUAUUUUGCUUAUUGUGGUGCUAAAGGAUCUUUCAAGAAUUACCAGGGUUUUACUGAGAGAAACUGAGUUUCAUCUGCAGAAUUAUUUUAACAUGGGAUUUUAUCACCUACAUUUCUGUGAAUUGAGAAUUUUUUAAAUCGCAUUUUUCCCCCGACAGAGAAAUUCAGCAUUAAUAUGCUAAUGAAAAAUCUCCUUUCAAUGCUGCUGUUCUAGGAAAGGUAGAAAUUUAAACUCUCUUGUGCUGUUUUGGUAUGAAAUAGUGUUUUCCUUUCUCAUUUUGAAUAUAUUUAGAUAUUUAGAUUAAUUGCAGCCAGGCUUUGACUAUUGCUAAAAUGGGGCUAUGGUAGUGAGAGGUCAAAGCAGAGCUUGCAUGCAUGCUUGCAGAGCUCUUCAGAAUAAACAGCUGUAGUUUUCUCUGGUUUACCUGCAUGCAUGUGUUUGUGUAAAUUUAAUUCAGAUUUAAUUCCAAAUAGCCAGAUGUCCAGACAGAGCGAGGCUCAAUUUAUUAAAAGGGAGAAGUCACCUGGGAACCUGACGAGGACACCAGUGACAACCAAAUCUGCUCUUUUCUUCUUUCUUUUCAAAAUAGUUCUGGUUUGCCUAAUUCCAUAUUUCUUUCUCUUAUUUAUAAAAAGGCAGCCGAUUUAGAGAAGGGUGGGGUAGGGAAAGAGAACCCAGUUGCAGAACUUUGAAGGCUAUGAGAGAACGCAUUCCACACAGCCUCGGCGGACACAUACUAUAUGUAGGACUGUUGAGAGACCUAGGAAUGCUUCACAGGGCUAAGUACAGUCGUUUUAAAAAUGAAUCCCUCACAUCACUGGAGGAAGAUGUGCAGAGCCGUCCUUUGCACCUUAAAGGCUCUUCGUCUUCUCAUUCCUCAACGCCUAACAUCCCAAUUGAAGAUGUCACCAUAGGGACACCGGACAGCUCUCUUGCUCUGUGCACCUUGAUCCCUCGGAUGGCUAAUAUCAAGCUGGCCAACCCUUCCACCUUACCAAGCUUCAAGAACUUCUGCCUACGGACUAAGGAGGUACCAAGAAUUAAGCUCACCGAAUGCCAAACUGUCCCGAGCAGCCCAACCUUGCCAGAAAUCAAUUUAACCAGCUGCCUGACUGCUUCUUAUUCCCGGGGAAACCCAGACAGGCCAACAAAGGCCAAAAUAAAUAUCCAAGAGGACAGUUUCUUGUCUGGCUCUGAGGAAUCGGCUUUCAUAUCCAAACAGGGAAAAGACUUUAGGCAGAGGGGUGAAUCCAGUUUGGAGACUGGGAUCUCAUACGCCGUCCAAUAUAUGGGCUGUAUUGAAGUGUUGCAGUCAAUGAGAUCUCUGGAUUUUGGCACUCGGACACAAGUUACCAGGGAAGCAAUAAGUCGGCUGUGUGAAGCUGUACCAGGAACGCAAGGAGGCAUAAAAAAGAGGAAGCCUCCAGCUAAAUUUUUAUCUCCAGUGCUUGGUAAAAGUAACCUUCAGUUUUCUGGCAUGAAUACAAAACUGACCAUCUCAACAACCAGCCUCACUCUACUGAACAUUGAGACCCAGCAGAUUAUUGCGAAUCACCACAUGCAGUCCAUUUCAUUUGCUUCUGGAGGUGAUCCUGAUACAACAGACUAUGUCGCCUAUGUUGCUAAAGACCCCGUUAAUCAAAGAGCCUGCCAUAUACUGGAAUGUCCCAGCGGAAUAGCCCAGGAAGUCAUAAAUACCAUAGGGCAAGCUUUUGAGCUCCGUUUCAAACAGUACUUGAAGAAUCCAUCCACUUUGAUUGCUUCCAAUGAAAGAGAAGUGCUUAAUCUUGGUGGAUCCACGUGGAAUAUUCAGGAUAAGGAAGAUCAUGAAUACUAUAAUGAAAUCCCAGGGAAAGAGCCUCCUGCGGGUGGACUAUUAGAUGCCAGGCUGAAAGUACCCACAGAACAAAGAACUAAGUGCCCUGUGCACUAUGAACAGCAAUAUUGUCCAACUGGGAGCCCCAAAUCCACAAAUAUUUAUGAAAACUGCCCAGAGGAGAACAAGGCAGUAGAUGGCUGCACUGAACAAGGGCAGGGAGGAAAGAGAGAUGCUUCACUGCUGAAAAAUGCAAGCAAAAUGGAUCUUUUUGACGACCCUCGAUAUAUCAACACUCAGAAUUUGCAGACCAUGCCUAGUACUACCAGAAGCUGCAGUGCGGAACAGACCUGUGGCAGCCCUGUUCACCAUUCAAAAUCAUUGGAAGAGGUUGAGCAGAACCUGGCAAGUCUUGGAAGCAUUGCAGGCAUACAGCAGCAGCUAUGGAAUGAAGAAUGCUACCAUGGAAAGUUAACCAGGAAAGCAGCAGAGAGCCUCUUAGUGAACGAUGGGGAUUUUUUGGUGCGUGAAAGUACGACGUCACCUGGCCAGUAUGUUUUGAGUGGGCUACAAGGAGGACAAGCGAAGCAUCUGUUGUUGGUGGAUCCUGAAGGCAAGGUUAGAACCAAAGAUCAUGUGUUUGACAGUGUGGAUCAUCUUAUUCGUUACCACAUGGAAAAUAAAUUGCCAAUAAUCUCUUCUGGAAGUGAAUUAAAUCUGAAGCAGCCUCUGAGGAAGGGGACCGGACACCCGCAAUAUAACAAAUAAUUAGGUUGGCUUACGCCAUCCUCAAGACAAUUCCUGCUUUCUUUUUCCUAACAAAACUUCAAGUGACUAUUCUGAAACAUGGAUCCUAGGAAUCCAGCUCUGCAAAGAAUAGAUGAUGCCUCUAGAUGCUGUUACACAAGACUUUGUGCGUGUGUGUUAUUUACUUGCCAGUGUGUUUAUCUACUUUACAUCUAUACAGUCCCAUCUGGACAGCUAUAACAGUUUUACCUUACGGAAAUAAAACCCUGGAGAGCAAGAGAGAGAGGAGAUACCAAGCACCAGAAUCACUUUCUAAUGAUUUUUAGAAUCAGUAUGAAAUAUAAAAGCACAAGCAAACGAUCACAAGCAAAAGCAAAACUGACUCGAAGAAACUGGCUGGAAUGAUAGAAAUAUGUGCCUUUUAACCAAGGAGGUGUGGGGAAAUAAAUAAUCUUUAUACUGGAUUCUAAAAAAUUUAGUUGAUUAAUUUGUCUAGGUAUACAAGAUAUGAUUGCCAAAAAACAGAGAGAUAAAAGAACCCACAGGUCAAUUUGAAUAGAACGAUAAAACAACAACAACGACUUCCAUUAUGAUACUGAUCUUUCUUUGAGGGCUACUCCAAAAUUCACAGUUUCGUUAAUCAAUUUCAGUGAAAUGUAAGUAUGCUUUGGAGAAAGACUACAGCUUAAGAAAGGUAUCAGAUUCAUUCAUUAGUAGUAAUAAAUAAUAAUAUCCCUAAACUUUUUAAUGUUUGUGCAACGUUUGCUAAAUCUAAGUAUGUAAAUUAAGCAUAAUUUUGAAAUGGAAGCUGACACUGGGUUAAACUUAGGUUUGCUUACUUUUCAAAAAGCCCUUCUAUGCCUUUAGCAGCAGCACUACAUGUUAAGCGAUAGCUGAAGCUUCAUUUGCAGGUCAUGCUGCUGUUUAAGAAAAGAAGAGAUGGACUUAAUGGAUGGUAAGCCUAGUUAGAUGCUAAUAUUUUUGAGAGUCUCAAAUAUGAUUUUACUAAUAACGCCAACAAGUAUCAGAAAUAACUUUCACUCUCAAAUUCCAUUGUACGUUUACAAUAUAGAGAAGCUACAGGAAACAGAUUAUAUGUUAUUUUGCAGGGGGACCUUUUUAAACUGGCUACUUUCCUUUCCUCUUUUUAAAUUUUGCAUGCUCUGUAUUUCCCCUUCCCUCUGCUCUUUUUCAGCUCCACUAGAUUUCUUUUGUUCCUAAAAGUUAAGAAACUAAGUUUCUUAGAAAUAAAUAUUCACCCCGCAUUGUCUCUGUACCCGUUGUCAAUCUGAAGUAUUAUGUAAAUUAGCAUAUACUGGAGCAAUUCUGUACUUUAUAACAGAGAGACCAAGUAGUGUGUUUGGAGUUUUGAAAAAGAAGACUACACUCUUAAGCACACACAUCUAGGGAGUAAUAUUUACUGAACUCAGCGGCCACACUCAGAUGUUCUAAUCCUGACUUGAUAAACCACUGCAUGCUUGUCCAUGGCACUCGUAUAUAUGCUGGUUUAUUAAGCCAGGAUUUGAUUGUUAUGAACCUGGUCACUGGAACUUACUUCCAAGUGCACAUACUCAAGACCACACUGCACAUGGAAAGGAUAGUUUUCUCAGGGUAUAUUCCUUUUUAUAUAUUAGCACAAUGCCACCAAAAUCAUAUUUGUAAGAGCUGAACAAGUUGGCAGAGCAAUAGAUGGUGAUUCUCUCCUAGGAUGCCCAACAAUGGAUAUAUGAAAGUCUUAAAUAAGGUUAGCUUUUAAAAUAAUGACAUUUAAAAAUAAACUUUGUCUGUGCAAAUAUA
Messenger RNA from Podarcis raffonei (Aeolian wall lizard), 5314 nucleotides. RefSeq names its product SHC adaptor protein 4 (gene SHC4). Gene Ontology annotation, cellular component: plasma membrane. Bases 1652 to 3538 code for a protein of 628 amino acids. The transcript has 12 exons. Lineage: Eukaryota; Metazoa; Chordata; Lepidosauria; Squamata; Lacertidae. Gene Ontology annotation, molecular function: receptor tyrosine kinase binding. The record is from RefSeq and is a predicted model, not a curated record. Gene Ontology annotation, biological process: cell surface receptor protein tyrosine kinase signaling pathway; intracellular signal transduction.